AGUCAUCUUCCAAAAUAAUUAGUGUAAUUCUCAAUUUUCAGCGUCUCCCUCUCUCUCUCUGCGUCUGCAGAAGAGCUCUCUCGAUCUGGAUAGACGAUUCUGCUCUGCAACGAUCAGACCAAAACGAAAGAGAAAAUGUCGGACUGCUACCUUCCUCCAGAAGUGCUCACGGACGUCCUACUGAGGCUUCCCGUCAAGACCCUGUUGCGAUGCAGGACCGUAUGCAAGGACUGGUACGCUCUAAUCAGAAACCCUAAUUUCAUUUCUCAACACCUCGAGAAAACCUUAGCCACUCCUCCUCCUCCUUACGCACUCGUUAGGUACUGCACCGAGGACUCCAACCAACCUUCUUCUCACCUCGUAGAGCAUUACACUGUCCGAUUCGACCACGACAACACUUCUUUCGAUGAGUACACAGAACCCUCUUUCCCGUUCAAGAGCUUGGGCUCUUGUUUCGAAGUCGUAGGCAGUUGCAACGGUUUGGUCUGUCUCUUUGACGGCGUGUCACGAGACGAGUCGGAUCAGUUGCUUAUAUGGAACCCUUUGGUUGGAAAAAGCGUGGUGGUUCCUGUACCGAGGGACAGAAGCGACAGCUUUAGCUUUAGCGCUGGACAUUGUUGCAAUUUAGGGUUUGAGUACGAUGAGUUGAGAAAUGAUUACAAGGUGGUUGGGAUUAUGUCACUAGAAGUCCAAGGGCAGCCCUGGGCUGGGGUUUACUCUCUCAACUCCGGCAUUUGGCGAGAGAUUAGUACUAAGGGCAUUCGGAUAGGUCCCCCCUUCGACGACCCAGUUGCCUAUUUGAAUGGGGUUGCGCAUUGGUAUGCAUGCGAUAGGAGCAAACCGUUGGAAGACACCAAGCGUUCCUGCAUUACGACGUUUGGGUUUGAGGAUGAGGAGUUUGGUGAGUUGACGUUACCGGAGUUUGGUGUGGUAAGUGGGGCCAUGAUGAGGUUGCAGGACUCGCUUAGUUUAAUCGACAUUGCUCCAUACCCCGAAGAUAGUAAUAAUUUCAUUUGGUGGGUUUGGUUGAUGAAAGAGUACGGUGUGGGAGAGUCUUGGACUUUGCUGUACAGAGUUCACACUGGUGACGCGUUGCAUGGUUUGGUUGGCUUUAGAAUGAAUGGUGACCUUGUCAUGGCGACUGACGAGGGAUCCUUUGUUACCUAUGACCCUGAAAGCGAACAGGUCAAGGAUCUUGGAAUCCACGGCAUUGAAGAACAAGAAGGACAGUCCAUCGAUUCACUUUACAUGGGGAGAUACGUGGAGAGCCUUGUUUUGCUCGACAGGACUCCUGUACCUACAUGAGGAGUGCAGCACACAGAUCAUCCAAGAAGUUGGAUAGGUUUGUUAUGGUUGCACUGUAGACUGUGGAACAUCCAAGAAGACCUGUCGUUAAGGCCCUCAAUGAAGAAGGUUAUAGAGAUGCUGGAAGGAGUUACUGUCCCUCUGUGUCCCUCUCCAUUCACUAAUUUAGGCUGAAUCUGCCUUCUGUUGCGUCACCUAAUGUAGUUUAUUGUCAUGCCAGUAUUUGCUUGCCUAUCUUCCCUCUGGCUACUCGUUUCUUGUUCUUCAUUUUGUUUGUGCAGGAUUUCCUUUCAAUCUUAUGUUUCUUGUUUCUGCUAGGAUUCACUAAAAGAUGGUAAUGUUUGAUAUUUCAGUUGUAUGUGGUUCUAGUAAUGCUAUGUAUUCUAUGUCUUUGAGUCUUUCAUGUGCAAUGUGGUUUGAUUAUUAGCCUAUAAGGUUUGGCAUAAGUUACCAUUUUUAGACUUCUGUUGAGCCGUCAAAUUGUACUGCUACUAAUGAAUGCUGGUUUUUUCUUUCACUAUGAGGCUUCAAAUUGAAGGGAUGCAUGGGAAUAUUGCUAUUACACUGCUCCAUGUUGGGGCUGCAUACAAAUGAAAAGGCACACUCUUACAAUUACAUGAACAAUUGGAAGGAAAUAAAGAGCAAUGACUUGAAUUAUGUAGGGUGGAACAAACUUGCAUAUGUGCAAAGGAGAGGAGAGAACCAACUGAAUGCAAAGUACGAACUUCUGGAAGAGUGCGAUCGAAAGGGGGUUUUGUGUUGGGCCAGCUUAAGCCUCCUUGGAGGCAUUCUUUGGUAAAAUAAUUAACUCAAAACAAUCAGAGGCAGACAGUGAGUGCACCUUUAUCAAUAUGAGAACUUUGGAACGUUGCUAAAGGCAAAAGAGUUUUAUAUGGGCGCAUUCUUGAAAGUGAGUCCUUCCUCAAUAAGAUUUUUCUGUUGUGAUUUGAAUACUUCUAGGUUUUCUUAGGUCUGUUCAGCUGUCAUGUUCAAUUAUUCGGUAUCUUGUUGAGGCUGGACGGGCUGAUUUCAUUUGCUUCUACUCGCAGGCUGGCCCGGGAACCAAAGUGACAAAGUGGAACUAUUACCGACUAUAUAUACCUUCACCAUUUUACAUUCUUUCUUGUAUAAUGCAUUAUAUAUAAUCUUUGGUUUUUUUUUUUAGUAACUAGAAAUGCUCAUAUUUGGUUAUGUUAUAUAAAAAGGAUAAAGAGAAAUUUUUGAAGAGCUAAGGGAAAAUUUUGAAAUUUUUUGAAGGACUAAAUUUAGCUUUAUUUGCGAUUUUAUAAUCAAAUUUUGCUAUCUCCACUGUUACUACCAAAAAAAUGAACAAGUUGACUAAAUAAUAUGCAAAAUUUGGGGGUGUCCGGCCCUUCCAGCCCCCAAAUGACGUAUAAGUUUGAUUCACUUAUAUGAUUGUGUAUGUUGGAUUGUUUUGGCCUUAAUGAUGUCCAAUGUCUGGAAGCUGAAUUUUAGCCUCAUCUGUUGUAAUGUACUAAUGUGUACCAUGUAUUGACUAUAUUAGAUCUCCUUUGAUGGGUACUGCUGAAGUUUUUGCCUCAUUUGGGUAUAAGUUUGGUUCACUUCUAUGAUUGAGAGUCUGGAGUUUUUGGACUACUUUUGCCUUAGUGGUCGGUGUGUUGCUACAAUUACUGGCUAUUAUUCAUCAUGCAAUAGCACGGUAAUCUAGUUUGGCUUGAAAAUUGUGGUCAUAUGCUCUGUUCAGGCGCAUACUUCUCGAAAUCUGCAAUUUCUGGUGAUCAGAAUUAAGUAUUCUUUCGAAAGUGUGUACUAGUACCUUGCUAUUGGACAUUCAUGACUUAUUAUCCAUUGAGCUUUUCAAAUCCCAGUGUAACACAGGACUGUCUACUUGUGGGAUAUGAAGUUCUUCCUGUUGAAGUACAAGGAGUCUAUGAAUUUCUUAUGUGCACAGUGAUCCUUCAUUCCUGUUUGAACAAGGAAACAAAACAUAUUUAUGACUCUAUGCCACAUCUUACUUGUGCGACAGAAUAAGUACCGUCAUUUCCUGUGGAUAUCGGUUGCCAAGUGUCUCAAGAUGUUUGGUACAACUCGUUAAGCGCUUAAGACAAGUCUGCUUUUUUCACUAACAAGGUGAUCGGAAGAAGCUUAUAGACUGGAUAUUAUCUCACCGGGGAUCUAUGCUGUCUGUCCAUAACAUUCAGCUGGCGAACUUUCAUGGAAUUUCCCUCUCCCACCAAGGGCGAUGGAGAAUCAUAUAUCAGGGUGAAGUCUUAUGUCUCUUAUGAAUACAAAGAACUAGUUGAACUAGCAGUUCUGUAAUGUGAUCUCUAUGUUUCCAUCAUAAGCAUUAUUGACUCAUCCUCUUCAUGCUUCUCUAAGGAAAAGAUAUGUUCUUGUUUGAUCAUUUGUUUUCUCUGAAUCCAUUAACUCUUUCUUCUACCUUUGUGCAUGAAACAGAAAAAUGCCUGCAUCUUGAUGAAAUUGUUCUUAUUAGAAACUGUAUAAUUGUGCAUUUUGAAAAACAUAGUCUGAAUUCGGAGACGACAAUCAAUUUUUAAGAAAAGUAAAUAUGUAUCUCAGUUUUGAUGUUUGUUAUGUGAGGCUUGUGAGCCAUCUUGUUUUGAUAUGUAUGGCAGGUUUAAUACAGUGGUUUUGAUGUAAUUGUUAAGAAGAAUGGGAUGAUACAAGUGUGUGGACUCUAAAAAAAUGUGUGGUGAAAAAGGGCAUUGGGGCUCUACGUGGCGGUACCCCAAGACUACUGGACCUUCGCCAGUGGGAUGAAGUUUUUCUUUUGUUGGUGCAUGAACUCUUUCAUGGAACUCCUUCCGGGCCUACCAAAUGACGUCGCCCUUGAAUGCCUAAUUCGCAUUCCUCUUGACCAAAUCUCCCUGGCUGCCUCCGUAUGCAAAGGUUGGAAGGCCGAGAUUGAGCUGCCGGAGUUUCGUCGGAGUCGGAAAAAAGCCGGGUUUGUCCGAUCGGUCAUAGUGGUGGCACAAGCUUGGAUAUACCCGACCCGACCCGCCCACCUUGCAAUGCUUUCAGGGCCUCCUUUUUAUCGACUCGCUAUCUGCGACCCGAAAACUGAGUAUUGGUCUGAGUUGCCGCCGGUGCCAGGGUUUUUGGACGGGAUACCAAGGUUUUGCCACCUUGUCGGAGUUGGAUCGGAGCUGGUGGUGAUAGGCGGUUGCAAUCCAUUCUCGUGGCAGGUUUGCAAUUCGGUGUUUAUUUACAACUUCCUCUCUGCCACGUGGCGUUGUGGAACCGAUAUGCCAGGUGGGCAAAGAUUAUUCUCUGGAUGUGAUUCUGAUUUUGUUCAGAUGGUGUACGUUGCGGGUGGUCAUGACGAGGACAAGAACGCUUUGAAAUCUGCAUUGGCAUAUGAUGUGGUAAAAGAUGAAUGGAUCCAAUUGCCUGACAUGGCGAAACCACGAGAGGAGUGUAAAGGUGUUUUUCACCAUGGUAAGUUCCACGUCAUCGGUGGGUACCCCACUGAGAGCCAAGGCAGUUUCCAGCGAGAUGCCCAAGCGUUCGAUGUGGCCACUUGGCAGUGGGACUCGGUACAAGACGACUUCUUAGAAGCUGCCGCGUGUUCGACGACUUGCGUGGAGGGUGGUGAUUCGCGGCUGUACACUUGCCAUAACAACAAUGUGACUGUGCGUGAUGGUGCCGCUUGGCAAGUCCUAGCUGGACUACCAGCUGAGUUGUGCAACGUUGCUCACGUGGCAGCGUGGCAGGGGAAGUUGCUAGUGAUUGGUUCCGGAAGAUCUGGUGGGCCCCACACAGCCUAUGUGAUGGAUUUGAAGAAUUACAAGUGGACAAAAGUUGUUGUACCAGAAGAAUACUCGGGCCAUGUGCAAUCAGGUUGUUGCUUGGAGAUUUAAAAUCCAUAGGCCACAGCUAAACUUUUGUUUCUGUACAGAUAGAGAUGCACAAAUGUGGGCAACCCGCCAAGGCCUUUUCUUCUGGUAAUUAUUCAGUGCUUACGUAUGACGGUCUGAGGGUAAGUUUCACCUUUUUUGUGUGGUUCCAAGGGUUCUAAAUACGUUUUUAUCGAAUUACUGUGGAAGUUUUCCUCUUUUUCUUCUCAACCAAAUACUAGUCUAGAUCUAUUCAUGUGUUCAGAUUGUACCUCGGCUUACGAAUGAUUUUUCUUCUCUUUUUGCAUGAAGUUUUUUCAAAUAUAAUAGUGUAUGAAAAUUGUUGCGGUGCCCGACAUCAGGAGUAUCGAAUGAUACUAACGUGAUAAAUCAUUUUUUACCAAAAA
This is a messenger RNA of Rhododendron vialii, 5551 nucleotides long. RefSeq names its product F-box/kelch-repeat protein At1g15670-like. The transcript is spliced from 2 exons. NCBI's taxonomy places the organism in Eukaryota, Viridiplantae, Streptophyta, Magnoliopsida, Ericales, Ericaceae. Gene Ontology annotation, biological process: regulation of phenylpropanoid metabolic process; negative regulation of cytokinin-activated signaling pathway. Gene Ontology annotation, molecular function: protein binding. The coding region runs from base 4065 to 5168 and encodes 367 amino acids. The record is from RefSeq and is a predicted model, not a curated record.